Camelina sativa (false flax) is the source of this 1463-nucleotide messenger RNA. The record is from RefSeq and is a predicted model, not a curated record. NCBI's taxonomy places the organism in Eukaryota, Viridiplantae, Streptophyta, Magnoliopsida, Brassicales, Brassicaceae.
GUGUGCGUGGUUUUCGAUUUGCAGACCGGUUUAGAUAUACCUGUGAAGAGCUUGCAAAAUCCAAUCAAUUUCAAAGAAUGAUCUUCUUCCUCGCUAUCGCAUCAAUCUCUGAGAGAAAUAUGUACGGAUUCGAGGCGCUUACGUUCAACAUCCAUGGCGGAUACUUGGAGGCGAUCGUCAGGGGUCACCGUGCUGGGCUUCUCACCACCGCCGAUUACAAUAACUUAUGUCAGUGUGAGAACCUAGACGACAUCAAGAUGCAUCUCUCUGCUACCAAAUACGGCUCUUAUCUCCAAAACGAGCCGUCGCCUCUACAUACCACCACAAUUGUGGAGAAGUGUACUCUCAAGCUUGUUGAUGAUUACAAACAUAUGCUCUGCCAAGCUACUGAGCCAAUGUCUACCUUUUUGGAGUACAUCAGAUAUGGCCACAUGAUUGACAAUGUCGUGCUCAUUGUCACUGGAACCCUGCACGAGAGAGAUGUUCAGGAGUUGCUCGAGAAAUGUCACCCUUUAGGCAUGUUUGACAGUAUUGCUACACUAGUUGUUGCUCAGAACAUGCGUGAACUCUAUAGGUUGGUGCUUGUGGACACUCCUCUUGCUCCAUACUUUUCUGAAUGCUUAACAUCAGAGGAUCUCGAUGACAUGAACAUAGAGAUUAUGAGGAAUACUCUCUACAAAGCAUACCUUGAGGAUUUUUACAAGUUCUGCCAGAAACUUGGUGGGGCAACAUCAGAGAUUAUGUCUGACCUUUUGGCCUUUGAAGCCGACAGAAGAGCAGUGAAUAUCACCAUCAAUAGUAUUGGCACUGAGCUCACAAGAGAAGACAGGAAGAAGCUGUACUCUAACUUCGGUCUCCUCUAUCCGUAUGGCCACGAGGAGCUUGCUAUCUGCGAGGAUAUAGAUCAGGUUCGUGGUGUUAUGGAGAAGUACCCUCCGUAUCAAGCUAUAUUCUCUAAAAUGUCUUAUGGAGAGAGCCAGAUGCUCGACAAGGCAUUUUAUGAAGAAGAAGUCAGAAGGCUUUGCUUAGCCUUUGAGCAACAGUUCCAUUAUGCCGUUUUCUUUGCGUACAUGAGGUUGAGGGAGCAGGAGAUCAGGAACCUGAUGUGGAUAUCCGAAUGUGUUGCACAGAACCAGAAGUCUAGGAUCCACGACAGUGUUGUCUACAUGUUCUGAGUCUGGUAAGAAGUCGAAAACACAUAUACAAUUUGUGAAAUCUGUUUGAAAAAGUGGAGAAUAAGAAAAACCCAUAUUGUUGUUGUUGGGUUUCUUCGUCGCUCCUCUUUACCAUAUUGUUGCGGUUCACAUUCACUGUUUAUGUCGCUUUGCGUGCGUGCGUGUAUUAAAUCUUCCCCAAUAAGAAUAAUUAUUUCCUAUUUGUUUGUUUUUGGCCAUAUUCUUGCUUAGUUCUCUAUUGUCGACUAAUGAACUCUUUGUAAUAAUAUCAAAUUACUUUGGCGGCCA